This is a messenger RNA of Megalobrama amblycephala (Wuchang bream), 1025 nucleotides long. RefSeq names its product prostate-associated microseminoprotein-like. The record is from RefSeq and is a predicted model, not a curated record. Lineage: Eukaryota; Metazoa; Chordata; Actinopteri; Cypriniformes; Xenocyprididae. The coding region runs from base 241 to 633 and encodes 130 amino acids. The transcript has 4 exons.
AUGAAAACACAAAAAUAAUGUGCAUUGUCUCUUGAAGCAAUAUAUAAUUGAAAUUGUUUCUAUUUAAAGAAAUAACUGUGUGUAUGAAGACAUCAUGCUUGUGUGUGUGUGUGUUUCUGUGAAGUCAGAGGGUCACAGAAGUAUAAAUAUCAGAGAUCAUAGAGCAUCAUCACAAUAAAACUCAAGAGACUCUUAAGGAAACCUGAGAACAAAACUAAAGAAAACAUCACACCAUUAAAGAUGGGUUCAAAUGUCCUCACCGGUCAUAUACUGCUGACUGCAGCCUUUCUGCUGAGCGCAUUUGCUCCAACUCUCUCUGUGAACCGAGGUGGAGAGUGCACGUUCAACACCAAAGGCACCUGUGAAUAUCAAGGCCAGGUCUUCGGCAUUGGUGAGAGUUGGAUUACUAAUGACUGCUACCAGUGCGUGUGUAUGGAGCCCUUCGGCGUGGGCUGCUGCGAUUACAACUCCCAACCAGUAGAUUAUCCUGACUGGUGUGAGGUCAUCAGAAAGCCCGACUCCUGCACCAGUGUGGCUGUGAUGAGAGCCAAUCACAAACUCCCUUGUCUUUAUGGGAAGUGGGGCAGGAUGCGACCUGAUACAUGGAAGUCUGACAAUGAAUUAAUGUUCUAGAAAGAAUUUUAAAGGGUUAGUUCACCCAAAAAAGAACAUUCUGUCAUUUAUUACUUACCCUCAUGCUGUUCCACACCCGUAAAACCUUCGUUCAUCUUCAGAACACAAAUUAAGAUCUUUUAGUUUAAAUCCGAUUAAAUCCGAUUUCAAAACACUGCUUCAGGAAGCUUCGGAGCAUAAUGAAUCAGUAUAUCGAAUCAUGAUUCAGAUCGCGUGUCAAACUGCCAAUGGCUGAAAUCACGUGACUUUGGCUCUCCGAACAGAAGAUUCGAUUCGAUUCAUUUAUGAUCCGAUGCUUCUUGAAGCAGUGUUUUGAAAUCGGCCAUCACUAAAUAAGUCAUUAUUUUGUUUUUAUUUUGGCUCUCCAAAAAUAUUCUCGUCGCUUUAUGAUA